Histoplasma capsulatum G186AR is the source of this 1191-nucleotide messenger RNA. RefSeq names its product tRNA methyltransferase. Gene Ontology annotation, cellular component: nucleus; cytoplasm. Gene Ontology annotation, molecular function: tRNA binding; S-adenosylmethionine-dependent methyltransferase activity. Lineage: Eukaryota; Fungi; Ascomycota; Eurotiomycetes; Onygenales; Ajellomycetaceae. Gene Ontology annotation, biological process: tRNA wobble uridine modification. The record is from RefSeq and is a predicted model, not a curated record. The transcript is spliced from 5 exons. The coding region runs from base 1 to 828 and encodes 275 amino acids.
AUGUCUUUCAUUUUUACAUACGCAGCCUGCUGCCGACAGCAACGUAAUCCUGUUCAUGGAGAUAUUUAUGUGCCUGAACUUCAGGGAUAUAGAUCUGGUGAUCCUACGCACCACGUUUGGACCAUGGAAUGCAGCGACCCAGAAAAGUACGAAGAAUUGCAUGUUCAUAAUGUCUACCAGGAGAUUGCGGAACACUUCUCCUCCACGAGAUAUAAGCCUUGGCCGAUUGUCGAACGGUUUUUAAAGGAACGCCCGCCAGGUUCGAUCGGCCUAGACAUCGGUUGUGGGAAUGGCAAAUAUUUGCCCGUCAAUUCUGACAUUUUCAUUGUUGCGUCAGAUCGAUCUGAAGCCUUGGCGCGGAUUGCCAGUGCGCAUUAUCCACAUUCUUCGAUUGUCGCUGACAAUCUGAAUUUACCACAUCCGGAUGGCAUCUUCGAUUUCGCCAUUUCCAUUGCAGUGGUACAUCACCUGUCAAACCAUGAACGCAGAGUCAGAGCUAUUCAGUCUAUCCUGCAAACGCUCAAGCCGCCUCACGAUGGUCGUGAAGGUGGCAAAGCAUUGAUCUAUGUCUGGGCACUGGAGCAGAAAAACAGUAGGAGGGGAUGGGAUGCUGGCGAUGACCAGGACGUCAUGGUACCCUGGGUGAGAAGAGAAAAACCUGGUGAUGAUAAGUCCGGGGCGUCAACAAAGACUUUUCAUCGCUACUAUCAUUUGUAUGAAUCACAGGAGAUAGAACGAGAUAUCGUUGCCGCUGGUGGUCAAGUCUUGGAUCAUGGUUAUGAAAAAGACAACUGGUGGGCUAUUGCAGGCUUAAAGUCAGUGGGUUGAAUUGUGAUAACGCAAGUAGGACCGCUAUAUCAAGCAUCCGGUAUCGUCUCGAAUUGAAGAGCUAUGAAAACAAUUUGGGGGAGAGAGAAUAAAUUAAGUGGCAUACAUCAAAAGCGUCAAGGACAAAAGAGAAGAGUGGAAACGGGGACGGGAAAGUCGUUGGAAGAAGGAGAGGGAAAUUGAAAAAUGAAGAUGAACUCUGAGUAGGAAAGCUUAAAAAGAGAAUGGCUAAAUCUACCUAUGCAAAACCCGAAAUGACAAAGGAAAGGAAGAAGAGGAAAAUUGAAAAUAAUAUGGAAGAAGAAAAUGGAAAAUGUGAUAGGAGAAACACAGAAAAAUAUACAAGACUUCGAUCUAUCCGCC